GCUGUGUUGUUUGUUUGCUGCUGGGGUUGGCGACAGCGACACACGAAAAAAGGGGAAUCAACGCAGACGGCGUUGAAGAUGGUGAUGAUGUGGGAGCACGCUCGCUCCUUCCUGCUCGGCGCACUGGCCGUCGUCCUGCUGCAGAAGGCAGUCUACAUCCUCUCCCCACAAAUCGGCCAACCAGAUGUUCCAAUCCGACGGAGCCGAGAUGAAGAUGGCAGUGAUGAUCCCUCCACCUACAGCGUGAUUAUUGUUGGAGCUGGCGCAGCAGGGCUUUCUCUGGCUGGACGUUUGGAGCGCGCUGGCAUCUCCUAUGUAGUGUUUGAGAAGGACGAGCCUGGCUCUGCGUGGGAGAACCGCUACGAUCGCCUCCACCUCCACACCGUCCGCGGCAUCUCCGAACUUCCAUACUGGCGGUUUCCGGACUGGACCCCAACUUUCGUGUCGCGCAGCUUUCUUGCAAAGUAUUACCGCGCCUACGCUGCUUUCCACAACGUCAAGACACACACAGAGGAGUACACGAGCGGCAAAGAGUUUGAGGGCAAGCGUGUGCUGGUUGUUGGAUUUGGCAACUCCGGAUCUGAGAUGGCACUUGAUCUCUGGGAAUGGGGCGCACAGCCGACGGUGCUGGUGCGGUCACCCAUCCACAUGCUGCCGCGCUCGUUGACGCGCGUGUUUGGACACAUGUACGACGUGAUGCGUCCGCUGCCACCGUGGGUGCACGACAGCGGCCGCGACCUCAUCUACAGCCUCGUCUGGGGCGACCUCACGCCGUACAACAUCUCCCUGAAGAAGACCGGUUUCGUGACCGACAUUGUCGUUCACCACAAGGCGCCUGUGCAAGACAUUGGUACGAUGGCGCUGAUCAAGAAGGGCGAAAUUGCUGUCAUCAAACACGAGAUUGACCACAUUGACGGAAACACGGUGCACUUCGCGGACGGCAGCACAGGGACAUUUGACCACAUCCUGCUGGCAACCGGUUUCAAGCACAACACGGGCCCGUAUUCCAGGUUCCUUCCGUCAGAUGUCGUGGCGCAGCUGCCAAACGAACACAACGUCGUCUCCAGUGGCCAGGAGGUUCCACAUCAGAAGCGGUUGUACAUGCUCGGCUUCAACGACUACAUGGGCAGGCUCGCUGAAAUCAACCGGGAGUCUGCACAUAUCGUGAAAGACAUUGUUGCGAAGAAGUACGUGUAA
Salpingoeca rosetta is the source of this 1197-nucleotide messenger RNA. RefSeq lists its product as uncharacterized. The record is from RefSeq and is a predicted model, not a curated record. NCBI's taxonomy places the organism in Eukaryota, Choanoflagellata, Craspedida, Salpingoecidae. Bases 79 to 1197 code for a protein of 372 amino acids. Gene Ontology annotation, molecular function: N,N-dimethylaniline monooxygenase activity; NADP binding; FAD binding. The transcript is spliced from 12 exons.